Messenger RNA from Cygnus olor (mute swan), 1701 nucleotides. RefSeq names its product UTP3 small subunit processome component (gene UTP3). The coding region runs from base 51 to 1631 and encodes 526 amino acids. The record is from RefSeq and is a predicted model, not a curated record. Gene Ontology annotation, biological process: maturation of SSU-rRNA from tricistronic rRNA transcript (SSU-rRNA, 5.8S rRNA, LSU-rRNA). NCBI's taxonomy places the organism in Eukaryota, Metazoa, Chordata, Aves, Anseriformes, Anatidae. Gene Ontology annotation, cellular component: nucleolus; small-subunit processome. The transcript has a single exon.
GGAGCGGAAGGGGCGGUGGAGGCCGGGCCUGAGCCGGCAGCAGCGGCGCCAUGAGGACGCGGCGCGGCACCGUCCUGCGGCCCCCGCCGCAACCCGCCGGCCGCGAUGGAGGCGAGGAGGAGGAGGACGAGAAGGAGGAGGUGGUGCCCCGCGGGGACGUGGGGCCCGAGGGGCUGGGGGACGAGGUGGAGGACUUCCACGAGGCGCAGUUCCAGGCGGUGAUGGCGGCCUUGGAGAGCGGGGAGGAGGCCGGGGAGAGCGAGGAGGAGGAGGAGGAGGAGGAGGUGCUGGGGCUGCAGCUGCCGGAGGAGGACGAGGACGAGGAGGAAGAGGAGGAAGAAGUGCUGGGGCUGCAGCUGGAGGAGGAGGAGGAGGAGGAGGGUGACGGUGGUGAGGAAGAGAAGGAGGGAGCUGAGUUCUAUGUGGAUCGCAGCGCAGAGGAGGAUGAGGAGGAUGAAGAUGAGGACCUGUCCAUGGAAAGCGACUUGGAAGAGCGCAGCAAGGACACCAAGCUCCCCCACGAGCUGUCCUGGGGUCGCCGCAAGCAGCUCUACUACGACACGGACUAUGGGAGCGACAGCCAGGCCAAGGGCAAGCGUAGCCAGCAAGAGGUCGAUGCUGAGGAGGAGGAAGAGGAGCAGGAGGCUCAAGUCAUCCAGAGGCGGUUGGUGCAGGACCUGGGGGAGGAUGAUUAUGGGCUGGAUGUGAUCCAGGGCUAUGUGGCGGGGCAGCAGAAAACCCACGACAGCAAGGGGCAGAAGAUUGCCAAGGAUUUGCAGGUCCUUUCCAAGAAGGAGCAGCUGAAGCUACUGAAGCAGGAGUCCCCUGAGCUCCUGCAUCUGAUUGAGGACUUUGAAGUCAAGCUGAUGGAGCUCAAGGAUGAGCUGCAGCCACUGCUGGAAAUGGUCAGAAGCGGCGUUAUCCCUCAGGGAAAGGGCAGCCGCUAUCUGCAGAUGAAGUAUCAGAUCUACCUGAAUUACUGCGCCAAUAUCAGUUUCUAUUUGGUUUUAAAGUCAAAGAGAAUGCCAGCUCACAGUCACCCCGUCAUUGAGCGGUUGGUCGCUUACAGAAAUAUCAUCAAUGACCUGGCUGUGAUAGACCAGAGGUUAUCCUCGCAGGUUCGCCUGCUCCUGAGGAACUAUUACGAUAAGAAGGAAGAAAAACUGCGAGAGCAGAAGAAGUUUCCGGCGCUUCUAUAUCUGGCUGCCAGGAAAAACAAACCAAAACGUGCUUCUGCUCUUGCUAACGGCCGUCUUGCUGCUGAGGAACAGGCAGACGAGUCCGACCUGGAUGAAGAGGCUGCCCUAAAAUACUAUAAGCUGAUGGAGGAUAAGCUGAAACUCAAGAGGAAGAGAACGGAAGACCAGGACAUGCUCGAAGAAGGACCGUUGGAGGAGGAGGAUCCAAAUAAAAAGAGAGGUGUGACCUAUCAGAUGAUCAAGAACAAAGGCCUCACCCCCAGGAGGAAGAAGAUUGAUCGCAACCCCAGGGUCAAGCACCGGGAGAAGUUUCGGCGGGCCAAGAUUCGCCGGAAGGGCCAGGUCCGUGAAGUUCGGACAGAGAUGCACCGAUACGGCGGGGAGCUGUCCGGCAUUCGCGCCGGGGUUAAGAAAAGCAGAAAGCUUCAGUGAAACUUAUUUUUCUCUGUUUCGGAGAGCUGCAAGUAACAGUUUUGAAUGCAAUAAAAUUUUUGUUAAAGAA